Neocloeon triangulifer is the source of this 1234-nucleotide messenger RNA. Its product is annotated as nucleoside diphosphate-linked moiety X motif 17-like. Gene Ontology annotation, molecular function: NADH pyrophosphatase activity. The coding region runs from base 197 to 1144 and encodes 315 amino acids. Gene Ontology annotation, cellular component: cytosol. The record is from RefSeq and is a predicted model, not a curated record. The transcript is spliced from 5 exons. NCBI's taxonomy places the organism in Eukaryota, Metazoa, Arthropoda, Insecta, Ephemeroptera, Baetidae. Gene Ontology annotation, biological process: NAD+ catabolic process; NADP+ catabolic process.
UCCAAAACCACAACACACGAAAAUUCUGGCUCGAGUUUCUCCGGCUUUUUUGAUGCACGUGUGGCAGAGGCCCAGAGGGGGCGGGGCCAAAUUCCUCCACGGACCGGCAGGUGGCGCGAAUUGCAAAACACAAAAAAAACAGCUGUCGAGGUCGAACAGCGUUCAAACAUAAAAGAACGAUGGGGACAGCGAGAAAAUGAACAAGACGCUUGUGGCUCUGAGAAGCUGUGCCGACGGCAACUCUUUCGUCGUCGCCAAGUUUGUCGACUGCCUCGUUCACCACUUCAGUGGAUGCAACAAGGACCGAGUGUCCGUACCAGUCCGAUGCAAAUUGGAGGACAACUUGCUGAAGAUUUUACCUGCAGAUCCUGACGACGUGGGAAUAAAGAAAAACUACGACCUUUUUAAAUGGGACAAAACUGGGAAAAAAUUCACUUCGGACAAAAUCGACCAUCAUGUUCUUCUGCAGCAUUCCCGCGAGUGCCCAAUCGGAAAUUUAUCCGAUUACGACAGAGACUUGAUUCCAGCAGAUGUGCAAGAAAGGGGAAUCGAUGUGGCUGUAUCAAUUUUAUUGCAGUCCAAAGACAGCAGGAUUUUAAUGACUCGAAGGCCUGAUCACAUGAGAACGUUCCCAAAAGCGUGGGUGCCUCCUGGUGGACACAUCGAGGUGAACGAGUCACUUGUUGAGGCCGGCUUGCGUGAGCUGAAAGAAGAGACGGGACUGGAAUUAGGCGCUGGCUGCAUCAUCCAGGUUCUCUGCUUAUGGGAAUCGGUGUAUCCGUUUAUCUUGGGGCUGGGAUUGCCAUCUCGACAUCACGUUGUUGUCUAUCUUCUUGUCAAGAGUGAUCAAACGUCAUUCGAACUCACCAAAAGCAUCAAGCUCGAUCCUGAGGAGGUGCAAGCAUGCGCAUGGAUGUCUCCCGAGUCUGUGAAGUACCUUUUGGACGCUUGUGAGGACCCUCAUCAACCGAAUCAGGAAAUGUUUUCCUUAAAAGAAGACGGUGGCCUGAAGUCAAUGCCCUUGAUAAUAUCCAGCAUGUUCCACCCCGCCCUGUGGGGCAAGGGUGAAAUUUAUUCUGGCUCACAAUUAGCCCUGAACUUGUGGUACAAUUCGCUGUGCUUAGGUAAUAAUGCUAAAUUGUAAUCUUUUUUUAAAUUUUUAAUCACUUGUUGAAGUCAUUUUAUUUUAUUAUUACUUUUGUUGGCUCCAAUAAUAAUUAAUUUUUAACGACAA